CAUCGAUUCUACAUCUCCAUAUAUCACCCGUCUUUGAAACUGCGCGGCUACUCGUUUCGUCUAGCAGAGCCUUUAAUCUUGUCGCCGUAGCCUGUUGCAACUUGCAAGUCACACUAGCUCACGGAAGCGCCGCACGAGCACAGCCACUUGGUUCUUAGCCUCCUCAGUCCUGUUCCUGCUUUCCCCAACCCCCUCGCUGCUUGCGCUCAAGACAAGGUCCCACCCACCGCGCAACCUCGCACCCCAAUCGCACGCCUAUCCUUACGCCGCCAUGGGCAAAUACACAUUCACAUGGGAACACGACGCCGACGACGUUUACGUGACCGGCACCUUCGAUGACUGGAAGAAAACGGUCCAGCUAGAAAAGGAGGGCAGCGUCUUCAAGAAGACCGUCGAGCUUCCCCAGACCAAGACACAAUUCAAGUAUGUCGUCAACGGCAACUGGUGUAUCAACGAGAGUGCACCCAAAGAGGACGACGGCAAUGGCAUUGUCAACAACAUCCUGCUGCCUGCGGACAUCGUAGAGGAGCCAGCGCACACACUCUCCUCCGCCGCGCCGCAGUCGUCCACAGCAGCGCUCGCCGGCGCCGUUCCCAAGGAGAAGGAUCUUGAGAAGAGCAAAUCUAAUGACUCCAUCCCCGGCGCGUUCCCCAUGACGCCCACACCCAGCACCGAGCAGCGCCAGUUCAUCAACCCCAUUCCUGCUACUGCAGGUCUGGGCAACCCAAUCAAGCUUGCGCCUGAGGAGCACGUCCCUGCUGCAAGCACAUUGACCGGCAACACGGUAAACUCCACAGUCAACCUCAAGGGCGAGCCUGAGGAGGAUGAGAAUGCUACGGUCAGCGCUGCGCCUAUUCCCGCAACUGCUGGCGCUGGCAACCCUAUCCACCUUGCCCCCGGCGAGAAGGUCCCCCACCCUAGCACUUUGACCUCCAACACCAUCAGCAGCACCGCCAAGACUGACGAAGCCUCGUACCACAAGUCGGACUCGCAGGCGCCUCAACUUCCUCCUGUCGCCAUCACCCCCCAGGCCGAAAGGUCAGGCGGCAUGUUCAACCUGCCGGUCCAGACUGGUUCCCUAGUCCCAGAGUCUAGCCUGCCAAUGGGUGUGGAUGCGAAGAUUGAGAAGGACACUGGUGUCCACAUCCAGUCUGCUGCUCCUUUGAGCUCCACCGCUGCUCUUGCUGGCCAGGUCCCCAAGGAGCCCAGGGGCGUACCCGAGGUUGUGACCGAGAGUCAGAAGGAGGCUGGCUUCGCUCCUGAGGCCGCUGCCAACUCCGAGGCUGUCCUUGACAAGAAGGAGGUUGAGCAGGAGCUCAAAGAGACUGUUCCUGUCAAGACCGAUGCCGAGAACGACCACGCCCCUACCAUCGAGGCCGACAAGUCUAUUAGUAUCGGCGAGAGCGUUGGCGCAGCCGCCGGCGGUGUUGCCGCUGCUGCGACCGUAGGUGCCGGCCUGUUCGCUGGCGCGAUUUACGCCGCCAAGGAAAAGACCGCAGAGGCUGUCGGUCUCGACAAGGACGCCACUAUCGGCCAGACCGCUUCUGCUGUUGGAGCCACUGCCGUCGAUUCUGUUGGUCUUGACAGCUCCAAGACUGCGACAGACAAUGUCUACCUCGCAAAGGACAAGACCUUUGACGCUGUUGGCCUUGAUAAGAAUGCUACUGCGACCGACAACGCUUAUCUUGCGAAGGAUAAGACACUCGAUGCCGCCGGCCUCGACAAGAACGCCACCGCGACCGAAAACGCCAUCCUUGCUAAAGACAAGACCGCUCAGGCGACCGGUUUGGACAAGGCCGCCGACAACGCGUAUGCUGCCAAGGACAAGGCUGUUGCAGCCGUUGGUCUGGACAACUCCGCUUCGGCAACCGAGAACGCGCAGCUCGCGAAGGACAAGACUUUUGGCGCUGCUGGUCUCAACGGCUCGACCAUUGGCUCCAGCGCUGCAGGUGACGUUCCCGUUGUCGUCGCCGAGAGCCAGAAGGAGGCCCAUGCCAGUCCCGAGGCCGCCGCGAACCCUGAGGCUGUCAGCGAGAAAUCGAAGCUUGAGCAGGAACUUCUGAGCUCAGUGCCCAAGUCGCAAGACCACGGCGAGCCUGCGCCUUCGGUCGCUAUCCCCGCCCUUGUCUCCGACAGCCAGCGCGAGGCCCACGUAAGCCCCGAGGCUGCUGCGAACCCCCUCGCUGUUCACGACAAGAAGGAGUUCGAGUCUGAGCUGCUCAAGUCUGUUUCCAAGACUGACGAGUCUGGUGAGCAUGCUCCCGUGAUUGCUGCCGCUGCCGCCGUAACAGGGGCCGCAGCUCUGGUAGGAGGCGCUGCCUACGCCGCCACAUCUGGCCACAAGACCGAGCUUCCGGAUCGUUCUGUUCCUUCAGUCGUUGCUGAGAGCCAGAAGGAGGCCCAUGCUGCUCCUGAGGCUGCUGCUAACGCCGAGGCUGUUGCUGAGAAGAAGGAACUUGAGUCUGAGCUAUUGAGCCAGGUCAAGAAGACCAACGAGUGUGGCGAGCCUGCUCCUACUCUUUCGGCUGCUACCGCCACUACUGCUCCUGGCGCCAGCACAUCUGCUCCCAAGCUGUCUGAGAACUCCUACCCGCUUUCGACCGACUACAAGCCGGCUACGCAGGAGGAGAUCAACCGCGCUCUUUCUAGCACCACCGAUACACCCUCCACAACUGCUACCGGUGGUCUGAACGCCCCUGCUUCCCAACCUGCUCAGACAGAGGCUACCAAGGCUGCUACCAUGCCCGCCACGGUCGUUACUGCUGUUGCAUCUACCACGUCGACUGAGCCUACCACCUCUUCCAAGGCUGUCGAGCCCGCUGUCUCCAGCACAACCGACACAACAUCCGCAUCGAAGAACGAAGGCCUUAACGCUCCUGCUGCUUCCGCUGCUCAGACUGAUGCCACUAAGGCGGCUGCUGAGCUGGCCAAGGACGACAAGGAGGGUAUCUUCAAGACUACCACACUCGAGCAGAAGCAGCCAACCGUCACCACUGGCACUGAGACUGGCACAACCGGCACUACCAGCCAGGGCCUGACCGCGCCCGAGACACCUCAGAAGGACCGUAAGGACUCCGACGUCUCCCCGAAGGGUACCCCAGGCAGCCAGAGCCUUGCAUCCAAUUCUGCCACCACCGACAAGAAGAGCAAGAGGCGAUCGUUCUUCGGCAAGCUCAAGGACAAGUUCUCCAGCAAGAACUAAGCUGGCUGUGAUUCUUCUCGUACAUUGAAGGUCUUUGCAAGUGACCUUGGUGCUCGUUGAUAUACCCGAGGGUUCGGAUGCCGUGCGGCUCUGCCUUUCUCUGUCUAUUGUUCGUCAUACGGAGUUGGCUCUGUUUGGUCUAUACCAUUUCUGCUUCUCUGUUUGACAUGUUCUGCUCCAAUUUGUACUCGAGCUUUGGUUUCGCCUGUGUAUGCGCGUUCACGAUGCAUUUAGGCUGCAUGUGGAGGGGAGCUACGAUGGGGAUUUCCAGUACUUAAUUCGCUAAUGUAGAUGCAUUAGAUCUGUUUUACAAUGAUUGUCUUGCGUUCUAGAUAUCUGUUCAGUCGUUUCUACUUCGUGACCAACUUUUGGUGUUGCUAUGGAAAUUCGCUCCACUACAUGCUGGGCCAACCCUGUCGGUUAGUCUUCCUCAUAACACGACAGUGCCCAACUUCAUCACACAUCG
This is a messenger RNA of Didymella exigua CBS 183.55, 3668 nucleotides long. Its product is annotated as carbohydrate-binding module family 48 protein. Gene Ontology annotation, cellular component: nucleotide-activated protein kinase complex; cytoplasm; nucleus. Gene Ontology annotation, biological process: signal transduction. The record is from RefSeq and is a predicted model, not a curated record. The transcript has 3 exons. NCBI's taxonomy places the organism in Eukaryota, Fungi, Ascomycota, Dothideomycetes, Pleosporales, Didymellaceae. Gene Ontology annotation, molecular function: protein kinase binding. Bases 272 to 3202 code for a protein of 976 amino acids.